ACACACACACACACACACACACACACACACCUCCUGCACUGUUCUCUCAGCAGACAUGAGCAUUGACCACAAACGGCUGUGAAAAGUAAAGUAUUGCUUGAUUCACAGCGACUUUCAUUUGCGCGGCGAUUUUGGACAAAAGACUUUUCAAGACCGAUGGAGAAGCCACUGUCCCCUCGAGAGUCCGGUCAGUUUGUGGCCGAGCGCAGUCGAGAUGUGUUCGUGGAUGAAGAUGGAGUGAAGCGUGUGGUGCAGAUGAUCUACGAGCUCCGUGAGAGCGAGGAGUUCACAGCCAGCGGCUGGAAGAAGAUGAAUCCUCUCGCCCCUUCGCCAGACUCGGAUGAAGCCAUCAACUGGGUGUUUGUGACAGACACCAUGAACUUCUCCUUCUGGCCCGAGCGAGAGGAGCAGCAGUGUGAGGUGGUGUGUCGAGGAAACACCUAUCGAGGAUACAUGUCUCUCUGUGCUGCUGUGACCAGAGCUAUGGAUGAAGGAGUGCCCAUCACAAGCCCUUCGUACUUCUCUCAGAUGAGCGAGGCCGAGCUGGCCAGGGUCCUGCGCUCAGACAGCGGGACUCCCAUGCCGAUGCUGCGAGAGCGUCACCAGGCCCUCACCCAGGCCGGACGAGUGCUCCUGGAGCGCGGGGGAUCCUUCCGGAUGUUCAUCGGUCACUGUGAGAACGAUGCAGAGAAGAUGGUGAAGUACAUUGUGGAGAACAUACCGUCAUACAGAGACGAGGCCAUGUACGAGGGUAAGAGGAUCUCGUUUUAUAAGAGAGCUCAGAUCCUUGUGGCAGACUUCUGGGGCAUCAUGGAGGCACGAGGAGAGGGACACAUCCCUAACCUGGACUUCCUGACCAUGUUCGCUGACUACAGGGUGCCACAAGGCCUCGUGUACCUCGGCGCUUUACGCUACUCUGAUGCCCUUAUGGAGACACUGAAAAACGGUGAACUGUUGAGCUCAGGUGAGAGGAGAGAGGUGGAGAUCAGGGCUUGCUCCAUCUGGUGUGUGGAGAGAAUCCGGCAGCAUCUGUGGAAGCUUGUGGAGGAGAGAGACGGGAAGAGCUGCCACAUCAACUCUGCACUAAUUGACUUUUACCUGUGGCCAUAUGCUAAAAAACACCACAGAGAAAUGGCGCACAUCCCGAUACACCACACACGCUGCAUCUACUACUGACAAGAACAGAAGUUCUGUUUUGUAUCAUGCUGUUUAUACCAUCAAAUAAAGUCAGGAAAAUGAGGUGAAAACGGUCA
Molecule: messenger RNA, 1253 nt
Organism: Carassius auratus (goldfish)
Lineage: Eukaryota; Metazoa; Chordata; Actinopteri; Cypriniformes; Cyprinidae
Gene: qng1
Product: Q-nucleotide N-glycosylase 1
Exons: 5
Coding region: 157-1176 (339 amino acids)
Source: RefSeq, a predicted model, not a curated record